GUCGCGCGUAUCGCAUACGUAUACUCGACGUAUUCCUCUCGCCGCCGCCGCCGCCGCCGCCGCCGUCUAGGGUUUUCGCCGGCGCAGCCGCGCGUGUUUUCGCCGUCGUAUGAGCAUCCGUCUAUCCGCCAACCUGGACCCCCGGCGCCCUCACCCCCAUGUCGUCGAGGAAUCCACGCGGCGCCGCCCACGGCGGCGGCGCUGGCGGAGGCCGGAGGAGGGCGGCGGCUAGUGGCGUGAUGCAGACGCCGAGACAUGUGCGGAUGAUCCAGGAGGAUCUGGCGCGCGCCCGUGCGGCGUCCGAGGCUGCGGCCGCGGCCGCGGCCGCGGAGGCGCAGCGCCAGGAGGAGGAGAAGAGGGCGAAGGAGGAAGAGGAGAGGAGGCUUCGGGAGGAGAGGAGGAAGAGGAGGCAGGAAGAGGGUAGGAAGCGUGGGGAGCGGGAGGAGAAGCGGCGGAUGGAGGCCGCGCGGAGGCGGCUCGGCGUCACCGUCGCUGAUGCUGCCGGCGGUGGUGCGCAGAAGCGGCCGGUGUAUGAAGCUAGGAAGCCUAAAGUGCAGCCGAAGCGUCAUGAUAAUGCCCAAUCUGAAGCCGAUGGGGGAGAAACGCAGGGCUUGAAGCGCCAAUUGGAAGACGAACAGAGCAAUGCAUUACCGGAAGACAUUAACAGCGCAGUUUGUGAUGUACUGAAAUCAGGGGAGGAACAAAGCACGGGAUCAUCGGGAGAGGACAGGAGAAUUGACGAUGACGAUGCUUGGGAGAACAAGAGCUUUGAUGAUUUUGAUGUUCUGUUGCGUGGUGAAUCUCCCUGUUUUCGAGAAGAGGAGAAAUCGGAGGAGAAGCAUGUGACUUCAGCAGCUCCGAUCACUAAUUCAAUCAGUGUGCCUGAAGAGAUUGAGGAAGAUGAGGUCUAUGUCCCUCUCGAUGAAGGUUCAAGCAAUCGAGUUGAUAGGGAGCUUCGUGCGCCGAUAUGUUGCAUCCUUGGGCAUGUGGAUGCUGGAAAGACAAAGCUGCUUGAUUGCAUCCGCCGCACCAAUGUGCAGCGAGGGGAGGCUGGGGGCAUCACGCAGCAGAUUGGUGCCACCUACUUACCGGUUGAGAACAUCAGGGAGAGGACCUCGUUGAAAGUUGAGGCCACCAUCAAAGUUCCUGGCUUGCUCGUAAUUGACACCCCUGGCCACCAGUCAUUCAGUAACAUGCGCUCGAGGGGAUCGAGUUUGUGCGAUGUUGCUGUGGUGGUGGUUGACAUUACGCGUGGGCUUGAGAAGCAGACUAUUGAAUCCCUUGAUCUUUUGAAGCGUCGCAAUUUGAGGUUCGUUGUUGCCUUGAACAAGGUCGAUCGACUUUAUGGAUGGAAGACUUGUCCCAAUGCACCAAUAGUGAAAGCACUCAACAACCAAUCUGAUGAUGUCCAAAGGGAAUUCAAAUGGAGGGCAACUGAGGUUAUAACACAGUUUAAGGAAUGUGGCUUCAACACUGCGCUGUACUAUGAAAACAAGAAGAUUAAAGAAGUGGUUAACAUUGUCCCAACCAGUGCUGUAAGCGGUGAAGGUAUUCCCGACCUUCUAUUGUUACUGGUGCGUUGGGUGCCAGAGAUAAUGAUGGAGAGGCUAAACUAUGUUGAUUCUGUGGAGUGUACUGUGCUGGAGGUCAAUGAAGAUAAAGACUAUGGAGCUACGAUUGAUGUAGUGCUGAUUAAUGGUGCUCUUCGAAAAGGUGAUCAAAUAGUUGUUUGCACCAAGCAGGGACCUCUCACGACCAGUAUAAGAUAUUUGUUAACUCCUUGUCCAAUGAAAGAAUCAGGAGGUAAGGGAUCAUACAAGCAUCAUGAGGAGCUUAAAGGUGCGCAAGGGGUAAAAAUCGUAGCACGAGGAGGAUUGCAACAUGCUAUGGCAGGCACUGCUCUCAUUGCAUUGAAGCCGGUGGAUGGUUUGGAACAAGCUGAAGCUGCUGUGAUGCAAGAUGUUAGUAAGGCCAUCAGUCUCAUCAAUGAGAAUGAUAUGGGUGAGAAUGAAGAUGGAACAGCAAUACAAGAAAUAAGUAGGAUCAAAACUUUCAGGGAGGGUGUCUAUGUGCAAGCAUCUAGUCUUGGAACCUUGGAAGCGAUUACUGAGCAUUUGAAAACCCUUUCUCUUGACGUUCCUGUCAGUGGUUGCAACUUAGGCCCAGUCCACAAGCAGGAUGUCAUAAAAGCAACUACCAUGCUGAAGCGGAAAGAAGAGUAUGCAGCCAUCUUGGCCUUUGAUGUCAAAGUAAUGCCUGAGGCUUUUGACCUUGCAGCUGAAUCAGGGGUGAAGAUUUUUACGGCUGAUACAGUAUACAAGCUUGUUGACAGCUUUACUGAUCACAUUAAGAAAUUGAAGGAAGAGAGGAAGAAGCAAUGUGCAUCUGACACAGUGUUUCCUUGCACCCUUAAGAUUCUGCCAAACCGUGUCUACCAUAGCAAGGAUCCAAUUGUUUGUGAUGUUGAAGUUCUGGAAGGCGUAGUCAAGGUGGGAACCCCAAUCUGUGUCUGUGUUCCAAGUAAGGAUAGAGGUGCAGACGUCGUUCAUGGCCUUGGGAGGAUCUCCUCGAUCAAAACAUCCAAUGGCAUGCAGAUUCAUUGUGCCAAGAAAGGAGUAGUGUCCAUAAAAAUAAUGGGGGAGAACCCUCAGGAGAAGUCCCGAUUGUACGGACGCCAUUUUAACGCCAACAACGACCUGCUCAGCCAAAUCUCUAGGAAAUCCAUUGAUGUGCUGAAAGAGCACUAUCGGGAUGAGAUGAGUGAUGAAAAUUGGCAGCUUAUCCGCAGGCUAAAGAAACAAUUCGGGAUAUCCUGAAGCCUUGGAAGAUUUCUUACUAGAUUUUCCCUCGCAAGUCCUGAGAUCUUUGUCCUUUUUUAAAUGUUUUAGUUUGUUCAUGGAGACGCUUGAUUUUUUUUUAUGUUUUAGUUUGUUCAUGAAGACUCUUGAACUGAGUUCUACUUGUGUUGUUGAAAGCCAUUUUCUGUUAUGAACUCAGAAUGAUAAAAUCAAUAAUAGACGCUUGGAUAUGUUGAAAUUGAUGUAA
Messenger RNA from Phragmites australis (common reed), 3045 nucleotides. Its product is annotated as eukaryotic translation initiation factor 5B-like. The transcript is spliced from 10 exons. Bases 159 to 2816 code for a protein of 885 amino acids. Lineage: Eukaryota; Viridiplantae; Streptophyta; Magnoliopsida; Poales; Poaceae. The record is from RefSeq and is a predicted model, not a curated record. Gene Ontology annotation, molecular function: GTP binding; translation initiation factor activity; GTPase activity.